Molecule: messenger RNA, 3947 nt
Organism: Archocentrus centrarchus (flier cichlid)
Lineage: Eukaryota; Metazoa; Chordata; Actinopteri; Cichliformes; Cichlidae
Gene: map2k7
Product: mitogen-activated protein kinase kinase 7
Exons: 12
Coding region: 51-1370 (439 amino acids)
Biological process (GO): protein phosphorylation
Molecular function (GO): ATP binding; protein kinase activity
Source: RefSeq, a predicted model, not a curated record
AGGGGAGUCGAGAGCUCUGCUGGGAACUACAUGGUGCUCAAUUUUUCAAGAUGUCGUCGCUGGAACAGAGGCUGUCGCGAAUCGAGGAGAAACUAAAGCAGGAGAAUGAAGAAGCGCGCCGGAGAAUCGACCUCAACAUUGACAUGAGUCCACAGCGAUCACGACCGAGGCCGAUCAUCGUGAUCCAGCUCAGUCCUGCUCCAGCCCCUUCCCAGCGUGCAGCGCUCCAGCUGCCACUGGCUAACGACGGAGGCAGCCGUUCAUCAUCUUCAGAGAGCUCGCCUCAGCACCACCCAUACACCAGCCGUCCACGACAACUGCUAACCCUGCCCACGCCUCCAUAUGGCCUACAGAAGAGCCUAGAGAACGCAGAGAUUGACCAGAAAUUGCAGGAGAUCAUGAAACAGACGGGUUAUCUGAAGAUUGAUGGGCAGCGGUAUCCAGCAGAGGUAACAGACCUUAUCAGCGAGGGGGAGAUCGGCAGCGGGACUUGUGGACAGGUCUUCAAAGUGCGAUUCAAGAAGACAGGACACGUCAUCGCCGUCAAACAAAUGCGUCGCACGGGAAACAAAGAUGAGAACAAGAGGAUCUUGAUGGACCUGGACGUGGUGCUGAAGAGUCAUGACUGCCCUUACAUCAUCCAGUGCUAUGGCGCCAUAGUGACCAACACGGAUGUAUUCAUUGCCAUGGAGCUGAUGGGAACUUGUGCCGAGAAGCUGAAGAAGAGAAUCCAGGGUCCCAUCCCAGAGCGAAUCCUCGGGAAGAUGACAGUGGCAAUAGUGAAAGCGUUGCUGUACCUAAAAGAGAAACACGGUGUCAUCCACCGGGAUGUCAAACCCUCUAACAUCCUGCUGGACGCUAAAGGUCAGAUUAAACUGUGCGACUUCGGCAUCAGCGGACGCCUCGUCGACUCCAAGGCCAAGACUCGCAGUGCUGGCUGUGCUGCCUACAUGGCACCUGAAAGAAUAGACCCUCCAGAUCCCACCAAACCCGACUAUGACAUCCGGGCAGACGUGUGGAGCCUCGGCAUCUCUCUGGUGGAGUUGGCUACAGGGCAGUUCCCCUACAAAAAUUGUAAGACAGACUUUGAGGUUCUGACCAAAGUGCUGCAGGAAGACCCUCCUCUCCUGCCUCUCGGCAUGGGUUUCUCCCUCGACUUCCAGUCCUUUGUCAAAGACUGCCUCACAAAGGAUCACAGAAAACGGCCAAAAUACCAUCAGCUGCUGGAGCAUAGUUUCAUCCGGCGUUACGAGGUGCUGGACGUGGAUGUGGCUGGUUGGUUUCAGGCGGUGAUGGAUCGCACCGAGUCGCCUCGCAGCAGCCAGUGUUACAGCCAUCAGCACCAGCUCCACUCGCUCUUCAGUAGGUAGCCUAGCCUCGACCAGCCUGGCGUCAGAUUAGCCAUGUGCUAGACUAGCCUAGCUUUAGCUUUGCCAAGCCCAGACUCAGUCUAUUCUAGUCUAGCCAUUCGCAGCUACGCCUAGCGCUACACCCCAUCCCAUCUUGUCCAUCUGUCCGCCGGGAAGAGACCUGAAGAUCCCACAGAGGGAGAGACGAAGACUCAGUGGAGGACUCUGGAUGGACAGAUGGAGCGAUGGUCUGGUAGAGGGAUGGAUAGCUGACACAGGUGGUUCUGGUUAUUGGGGUGUUGAAUCUGGACAGACAGACAACAGGGGAGGGUGGAGCAGGAAAAGGUGCACGCUGUAGUGAGCUUCAUUUGUUUACACACUGUUAGCUCUCACCACACUAUCAUCACGUCACUGUGUAAGUUUUAGCCACGCACUUGCAUACAAACUCUGUGUGUGUAUCUUUUGUGUGCUUCUACAUUUUCUCCUCUUUUCAGUAUUUUACACAUGUCUUUCUCCGACAUUGAUCCAAGCCAUUGGAUUAGUAAACAGAGUAGUCACUACACACUGGAACAAAGCAUUUGCUACUUUAGCAAAAACAAAUCGCUCUUGUACAUAAACGAUUUUGAGGAAAGAACAAUGUCUGGUGCAAUUAUGAUUCUUCAGGUGUUUCUACCAUCACACAUUCUCAGGCUGAAUCUAUAUGUAGUGUGUGAGUGAGUGAGCAUUUCCAUGUAUGUAUGGAUAAAUAUAAAGAUGCACUCACUGGCUUUUAUGAGUGAGUUGUAUUUCCUCAUUAAUUCACCUUCACACUACAGCUCUAACACACAAAUAAGAACAAAUGAAUCUGUUGGUUGUGCUUUUAAUCUGAAAGGAUAGGCAUUCAUAUAUUUGUGCUAUACACUGUGUGAGCAUGCACAUCAUUUUAUUUAAUCGCUGCAUAAUUGGAGGGGUGGAAAAACAAUGAAAAACACUUACCAAAAAAAUUAGCGUUGCAGUUUAGCUUUAUAGAAAAGAAGUCGUUUAUUGUUUCAGGGGAGUUUUGAUGUACGAUCAAGGUGUGCCAGGAGUACAUCCACACUGAUAUGUUUUUGUUUUAAAAAUCGCAAUUUUUACUGCAUUUGUGCCGAGCAUUAACACUACGUCAGCAUGACUUUUGAAAAUACAACUGACCCAAAAAACUCUGGGAUUGUUUUCUUAUGCGGCUCCCUGUGGCGCCGCAUAAUGCCUCAUAAUUUCAUUGUAUUUGCUUUGCAACGACCCCUAGUCUUUGGUCCAGUUCGUCCUCAGCACUUUCCCACACCGUGACAAACCGUGUGGAGUCAGGCAUGUGGCCGUUAAAGGCUCUCUAAAUGAGGCAGUAGGGUAGAAAUGCAGAGACGAGCUUUGGGAUGUCUUCUGGUUCACCAGACAGAAGCAGCAAUUUGUAAUAAGUAUCUAUUCUGAUUCAACUUUAUUUGGGCAUUUAAAACAUUUUGAAAAGCUGCCACAUGUCAUUAUUUUAUUUGUCCCUUUCUUGUAACAAGAGCAGAAAUUAAUUAAUUAUAAUUAAGCACUUUUCAAAGCCCAAACAUGCACAAAGUUUCCCAAAAGUCACUUCAUUUUGUUCAAUACUGACACACUCCCUCUGAAAUAAUCACAUGGAACUCAUGCGUGGAGUUUCCUGGUUAGUAACCCUGCUUCAGUGUCGAGCCAGUGUUGGAGGGCUUUACUACCCGCUUACAGUUAAGUUGGUCUGGAGGAGCACUUAAUGUAGCCGACCCUCCACAUAAAUGUGAAUGCGAAUAGGGAGAAAGUUUAAUGGCCAAAUUCCUAAGUUUGCUGUGGCUGUGCCAGCCUCUUGCACUGCGUUGAGUAGCAGUUCCACUUCAUUCGUCCAAGUAAAAAAUUUUCAAAAAAACCAAAACCUCUCUCGAGUCUGUUUGCCAUUGGCUUUCUUACUCUGCAGUAUUUUCUUCAAGCAACCAGCCCCUCUGCUUCCUGUUUACACUGGCGCACUUGUUCCCGUUGUAUGUGAAUGAUCAAUGUGAUACAACUUUACAGACAUGUUCAGUAUAGACAGAAAUUGCAUUUUUAAAAUGAGGCGUAUUAGUGUGGAUAUAUUAUUGUUUAGAAGUUGGAGUGGAAAAGGCCGAAAAAAUAGAGAGACUUAGUAAAGGUUACAAGUGUAAGAGAGAGAGAGAGCGAGCAGCUGGGUGAUUUUAAAAAUGGGAGCAGAAUGUUUUUUCAGUGAGAUGGCAAAGAAGAGGAGCUUUUUUUUUUUUUUUUUUUUUGUACAGAGAAUUUAAAUGAUGUAGAUCUUAUGACCUGUGGAGCAUUUCUUUACUUCACUCUCUGUUCAUCUACCUCUUCCUCUUUGUCCACCUCUGUCUGCCUCGGCUGCUCAGUGUCACGUAGUGCUCCACAGUGUUAUCAGACCAAAGGCUGCGUGUAGGUUGUUGAUGGAGGCCGAGAGAUUUAGGCCUGCUCCUGCAAAACGUCAGAUCCGCACGAGAGUCAGACUGUCAGCCUGGGGGCCUGCAAUUCCAAUUUCUGUUUUAUAUUUGAGCAUUUACCUCAUCUUGAUCAGGCUUUCAGAUAAAUGGAAAUAAGGUGCCAAUA